UGCGGCCAUUGUGACGCGCCGGCCCCCGAGGCAGCGGCCCGGCCGAGCCGCGAUGGAGGAGCAGAAGGUCUCGCGGCCCCGGGUCACCUUCUUCCAGCCCCGCGUCAACCAAGUGCUGGUGCUGUUCAGUCUCUUCAAUGGCAGUGAAGUGGCUGUGAAAAGGUUUUUGCCAAAGAGUCACUUAUCCACGGUCAUCAUCCGUGACAACACCAGUGUCCAGCGAAUUCAGGAGAUAAAGGUAAAUCACUUGGAGGAGACAAGAAAAAAGAGCAGUCACUUUUAUGAGCAUUUAAAGAAGAAGUUCAUGAGUGACCAGCAGAAGAAGAUAUCACGGUGGAAGAAGGAGUCUGAUAAAUUUGGGAAAAUACUGGAGCUGAUCAAUCAGAGAACCAAGAACUUCACGAUCGCUUCUGCUAGUCUGACUAUGAGGAGGUCCCAAGAAGGCAGCCAGAAAGCAAUCCCCAAGAAAGAAGCAACCGUGAUGUUUGAAAAAUGAUCCAGAGAGGCAUUCAUCCAGCACCCCGUCAGGCUGUAUUCUUAGUUUCUAAUGAGUUUCUUUCCAACAUCUCUGACACUCAGUUUGCCUUUUUAGCAAAGAGGAGAUGAAGAGAGUUAAAGCUAGUGCAGGGUUUUAGUUGUUUCAGCAAUAAACUAAUACAAAUUAA
Messenger RNA from Chelonia mydas (Green sea turtle), 665 nucleotides. It is a transcript of the gene C15H5orf52, whose product is annotated as chromosome 15 C5orf52 homolog. NCBI's taxonomy places the organism in Eukaryota, Metazoa, Chordata, Testudines, Cheloniidae. The transcript is spliced from 3 exons. The record is from RefSeq and is a predicted model, not a curated record. The coding region runs from base 53 to 496 and encodes 147 amino acids.